Molecule: messenger RNA, 2613 nt
Organism: Linnemannia hyalina
Lineage: Eukaryota; Fungi; Mortierellomycota; Mortierellomycetes; Mortierellales; Mortierellaceae
Source: the annotation of a GenBank genome assembly
AUGAAGGCAUACCUCCAGGUUCUCAGCACCGGCACCGCCGACUGUCCACCUUCCGUCAUCCUCCACUUUGACUCGCAGCGAUACAUGAUCAACUGUGGAGAAGGAACUCAACGACUCUGCAUGCAGCAAAAGGUCCGCUUCUCAAAGCUCAAGACCAUCCUCUUCACUCGUACACACUGGGACUGCAUCGGAGGCGCACCAGGAAUGCUGUUGACGCUGUCGGAUGUGGGCAUCAGGAAUAUGAGGCUGUUGGGAGGCGAGAACUUGACCCACGCGAUCACUUCGACGCGCCACUUUGUCUACAGAAACACAAUGGCAGUCGAGACAGUCGAGUUCACAAAGGAUUCUGGAAACUACAAGGACGAGAACUUGCGCGUCACCGCCGUGCAGGUGCAUCCUGACAACUUUGAGCGCGGUUCGCCUUACGAAUGGCCAGCUCCACUUACACCUCCCAACCGAUCCAACUCUUCGUCCCCUUCGAACUCAGCUGCCGCAUCGCCUGUUCCAAAACAUCGAGACUCACCCGUUGCUGGAUCCAAAAGGAGCUCGGAUGAGCUUUCGCCAUCGACAUCGACCCCGGCCACGGCCGCUGAGGAUGAGCAGUCACCCAAAAGUGACAUGGAGAUCAGGAAGAUGAUUCUGGAGGGCAUGUUCAACUUGUCCAAGAGCAGUGGCAUCAACGCUCACCCUCUUGCCAACAAGAAGGUCAAGAGAGAUCCAAGGGCGCCUGCACCCCAAACAGAUGUUGACAUGAUUGAGGCCGCCCGAACGGCAGAGACCUCACACACCUGUGGCGGAGCACCUGUCAAACUAGUCAAUGGGCGUUUCAUGGAUUUGCCUAGGACGACCCCCAACACCUCCGCCAUCAGUUACAUUUGUCAGUCGGCAGACUAUGUCGGAAAGUUCAACAAGCAGGCCGCUGUCGCUCUCGGUGUCAAGCCAGGAAAGCUCUUUGGAGAACUCGUCAACGGCAAGUCGGUCAAGACAGAAUCAGGGGACACGGUCCAUCCACACCAGGUCAUCAGUGGUGGUCGCCCAGGAAGAGUUUUUAUGGUGAUUGACUGUCCUUCGACGGACUACGUCUCCGGCGUGGUCAAUGCAAAGGAUUUCGAGAGAUUCCAAGGAGCAGGAUCUGACAAUUUGACAGCAGCUUGUAUUGUUCACUUGGGUGGACACUCUGUUUUGAGCCAUCCCGAGUACAAGGCAUGGAUGCAGCGUUUUGGACCCGAGACCCAACAUAUCAUUGCCAACCAGGAAUACUGCUCUCAAAAGUUAAUCUGGAGAAGCCAAGCCCAGAGUUGCUACAAGUUGUCGGCACUGGACUCCAACAUCUUCCCCCUUCCUUACUACAACAACACACCUACCCACGUUCUUUCAACCGAUCUCCAGGGAUUGGGCGUGAAGGCGGAUUUGGCAGAGAACAUGAUGACAUACUUGCUCGAACCCUCUACUGGACUGGAGCGCUCAGAGGUGAUCCCUCCUUUGGAACUCUUCAAGGACCAUAGCUCAUUGAAGAACAGUCCAAAGGAUUACCUUCGUGAAUACUACAGUCUGGCUAUGAAGGCACAGGAAGAGAUUGCAAAGGAGAAGGCGUUUGGACCUACAGAGGUCCCAGGCAAGGAUGUCGUAUUGACCGCAUUGGGAACCGGAUCAUCGCAUCCAUCCAAGUACAGAAACGUGAGCGCUACGAUUGUGGAGACACCAAAACACGGCACAUUCUUACUGGAUACCGGCGAGGGUACCUACGGCCAGAUGUUCCGUCAGUUUGGAGGAUACAGGAUGUCAGCGGAUCAAGCCAACUCUGUCGACGACCGGAUCAAGAACCUGAAAGGAAUCUUUAUCUCGCACUUGCACGCCGAUCACCAUCUCGGCAUCGUUACCCUCAUUGACCGCUGGAACCAGUUUCGAACGGCAGACACAGACCCACUGUACUUGAUCGCGCCUUUGAAGUUCAACUCAUUUUUGCAGGAGCUUUCGGAUACACAAGAUUUUGGAUAUCAGAAUGUGCGUUACAUUCAGUCGGAAGAUAUCGUUCAUUGGCGUCAAUUGCAACACGAUUCUCGGUACCGAUCUGCUCGCUCUGCCUUGAUGAGCCUCUUUGAAACAUCAGGGUUCAAGGACAUUCAGACAGUCGAUGUAAUCCAUUGCCCGUGGGCGUACGGUAUCAGCAUGACCCACAAGGACGGCUGGAAGAUUGUAUACUCGGGAGAUACUCGACCUAGUCAGAACCUGGUUGAGGCUGGCCAGGGGGCUACGGUGCUGCUGCAUGAGGCGACGUUUGAGGAUGAUAUGGAGGAGGAGGCAUUGAAGAAGAGGCACUCGACGACCAAGGAGGCGAUCAUGGUAGGCGAGGGGAUGGGGGCGAAGCAUACUCUGCUGACACAUUUCAGUCAGCGGUACCCCAAGAUUCCCCGGUUCGACGCUGACGACAAGUCGACGAUUAUCGGUAUCUGCUUUGACCUGAUGAGUGUGAAGUUUGGGGAGAUUGAGCACUUGGCAAAGUUCUUGCCUGCCCUCGAGGUCCUCUACUCGCCCCAGAGUGAUGAGGCCAAGGAGGGUGAGGAGGAGGACAACGACGCUGAGCUCAAGGUUCUUCAAAAACAGAGUCAGUAA